Molecule: messenger RNA, 754 nt
Organism: Sitophilus oryzae (rice weevil)
Lineage: Eukaryota; Metazoa; Arthropoda; Insecta; Coleoptera; Curculionidae
Product: HIG1 domain family member 1B-like
Exons: 3
Coding region: 151-447 (98 amino acids)
Biological process (GO): mitochondrial respirasome assembly
Cellular component (GO): mitochondrion
Source: RefSeq, a predicted model, not a curated record
AACUGUCAUUCUUUCUUGUGUGGAAUUUCCCCGUUCCCCGUUGUGUUCUCUAGUCUAUAGUACAAUAAUUUAAUUGUAUGUGUUUUUGCUAGUUUUAAAACAUUUAGAGCCUGUUUAUUUUUGUUCAGCUCUUAUUAUUUUUUCGCUGUAAUGGCAUUGACUACAAAAGGCAAUAUGAAUGAUCAGGUUCUGUAUGAAGAGGAAUCUCAGUCCGAUAGAUUGAGUCGAAAGUCUAAGGAGUCUCCAAUGUUUCCUAUAGCUAUUGGUGUAUGUACAUUAGCAGUUGCUUAUGGAGCAUAUGCAUACAAAAAUAAAGGAAAGAUGAGCACAAGUGUCUACUUAAUGCAACUUCGUGUGGGUGCACAAGGUGCAGCUAUUGGAGCUCUAACUUUGGGAAUGUUAUACACAAUGUAUAAGCAACAUAUAGCAAGAUCUUCAGGGAAUUAAAAGACAAAGUUUGCAAUGUUACCCAGGACAGUCUUUAUAGUGUGAUGUUCAUGUUGUAAAAUUUUAAGAAAUGGUUUAUGAUAGUAGUAAAUGACCAGACCUAUGAUAUUUUGAUUAAUUGAUAAUAGCUUUCAAGUCAAUUCUUAUGUUUUUGUUGUCUAUAAAACUUCAAUUACUUGAAUUUUUUUUAAAUUGUUUAGUAUUUGGAAUAUUUCAGAUAUUUUUAUUGUGAUAAUACACAUGUGAAUAGAUUUUAUUUAUUAUAAGACUAAUUUAUUUUCACAUUAUAAUGAUAACAAAAUAUUAA